AUGUACUGCAACUUCAAUGGGGCCGUCUUCCCUGGCUGUUACUGGGGCAGCUACGGCUACCCACUGGGAUACAGCGUUGGCUGUGGUUAUGGUAGCACUUACUCCCCAGUGGGCUAUGGCUUUGGCUAUGGCUACGGUGGCUGCGGCGGGCCUUUCGGCUACAGAAGAUACUGGCCGUACACUCUCUACCAGUAG
Sorex araneus (European shrew) is the source of this 195-nucleotide messenger RNA. RefSeq names its product keratin-associated protein 8-1. The transcript has a single exon. The record is from RefSeq and is a predicted model, not a curated record. NCBI's taxonomy places the organism in Eukaryota, Metazoa, Chordata, Mammalia, Eulipotyphla, Soricidae. Bases 1 to 195 code for a protein of 64 amino acids.